Messenger RNA from Wyeomyia smithii (pitcher-plant mosquito), 1660 nucleotides. RefSeq lists its product as uncharacterized. The coding region runs from base 239 to 1507 and encodes 422 amino acids. Lineage: Eukaryota; Metazoa; Arthropoda; Insecta; Diptera; Culicidae. The record is from RefSeq and is a predicted model, not a curated record. The transcript has 5 exons.
GGUCAACUUCACCUAAACUUGACCAGAAACGCGCUAUCUUCUCUGGAAGAAUUGAUAAUAUUUCAUCACAUGUGCGACAAAAAACUCGGAACCCGUAGUUAUAGCGAACUCGCUCGUGUUGUGAUCAAUUUACUAGAAACAGUCAAUAGCGCGCCUCGGUUGUGAAUAGACGCCUGUUUUUCGCCAAACGCCACUCGAUAUAUUAUAUUUAAAUCUGGUUGCGACAAAAGAAGCAGUCAUGGUGUUCAAUAAAGAUGAAAUGCAUGCACCAGCCUGGAUGAACAGCGCGUUUUUCGAAAAAGUGCUUAAGCAAUCAGAGAACAACAACGGGCUAAGCGUAACUGAGUGCCAAAUAGUCCCUGGCACGCGACCAGGAGAUCAUUUUGCCAGUAUUAUUUUUCGUGCUAUUGUAAAAUAUCAAAGCCGUGGAGCAGAUCAUGAAGUUUCGUUAAUAGUUAAAACGGUUCCCGACGCGAAUGGUUUGAAACGGGACAUACUCAAAGAUGGAGUCUUGUUCGAUACGGAGAUCGUCAUGUACAACACCGUAAUGCCAGAAAUGCAUCGCUUACUUCGGUCGGUAGGAGAUGACACGGAACUAGGACCAAGAUUGUUGUGUUUCGCAAAAGAGCCAAACAUUGUGAUGGUUUUCGAAGAUAUUUCUAAACGAGGAUACAGCAUGAAAGAUAAGCUUCUGAGUCUGAGUGAAGCAAAGAUAGCCUACAAAAAAAUGGCAAGAUGGCAUGCAGCAUCGGUGCACCUAGCUAACACGGUCCCAGUGAUAAAAACAUUAGAUAAAGGAUUAGCUUCCAUUACUAAUGACGAAUUCGAAACAAUCUGGGACAGUAAUAUUGGAUUACUGGCCAACGUUUGCAAGGAAUGGCCAGGAUACGAACAUUUCAGUGAAAAGGUUGAAAACCUUAAGAAGAAAAUUCACAAAAAGGUCAAUCACAUCUACCAGUUGAAAGAAUCCAACAUCUACAAUGUGUUAAACCAUGGAGAUUUCCACUACAAAAAUAUGAUGUAUAAGGUCGAAAACGAAACCACUAAGGAUAUACUACUGCUCGAUUACCAAAUCAGUGUGUGGGGAUCUCCGGCUAUCGACAUAAUCUAUUCUCUCUAUAACUUGUGUUCAACAGAAACCAGAGACAACCAUCGCGGCGAACUAAUCAAAUUUUACUACGACGAAUUCGUAGCAUCGCUGAAUAAAUUCGGACAUCUCGGAAAAAUUCCAACUUUACUUGACCUUAACGUUGAAAUUCUUAAAUGUGGUCAUUUGGAAAUAUUCUUGGCAUCCGCAUUCCUACCAUUCAUGCUUGUAACGUUCGAAGAAAUGAUGGAAGAGCACUCGAAAAACAACGACCCUGAAGAAGGCUUCGAGUUGUUUGAUAUGAACAAUAUGGAAAAAAUGCAAGAAAUGCUUCAGGCUGGGUAUCGGAAACCUGGUUAUGCGGCUGUUAUGCAGAAAUCUUUGCCUGUUUUUCUUACCAAAGGUUUCCUGGAUGUUUGAAAGGACAACGGGUUCGCUUAAUCCAAACAAUAUCACGAGUAUCAAGCUACUUUCAGCUAGUUGAUAUGUUGUUGCAUUCCAAUUCUAAAGUAAUUCGAAAAUAAUAAAUUGUAAUUUCACGGUUGAACCGAUGAACUUCCACUCUUAUAUCAC